AUGUCUAGACUCAAUGUAUGGCACUCAGUGCCCAUCAACAAGUCUAGUCGACCGGUGUUUCUAGAAAACGAGCACAGCUUGUAUGUUAAGGAAGGUGUGGGCAUAUACCAGGGGAAGCUGAAGAUCAGCGGGUACCAGAACGGAAGAGUCUAUUUGACCAAUAUGAGGAUCUUAUACGUGGAUCUGGGGGAGAGAAAAGCCAUAGGCAUGUACUUGCGGGAUGCCCUGCGAGCUGAGUUGGUGGAGCGGUUCUUGAGAUCUUCGGCGAAAGUCAAGAUCUACUUGAAAAGUGAGCAAUCUACAACGCUAAAUGGGUCGGAGCUAGGUUCGAGCUCAAACUCGUCCUCUGCGCUGCUUCGUGAGGUCACGAAUGUGGUGUGGACAUGCUUGAUUUGCUCGUACAAUAAUCAUAUUGCAAGCAAUUUUGACACCGAAAGUGGCGACCUAACGAAAUGUGUAUCUUGUGGGAUAAAGCCCUCAAGAGAGCUUCUAAAGAAAGUUAUUGAGGACUCUAUGAAUAAGGAAGAUCAAACAAAACCCCUCACGAAAUCACAACAGAAUGAGUGCCCUCGUUGUACGUUCAUUAAUCACCCGUCGAUGAGAAACUGUGAAAUGUGUGGUACAGAGCUUAAACCACGGACCUCUGCAACUGCUCAAAAGCUAGCUCUUCUCAAUGGCCCAGGCUCUCCACUUUACCAAAAUCCUUUAGGGCUCACAUUAGAGGAGCCCGAAGAAUACACCAAUCGGAAGCCAUACAUCAAAAUCAGCUUCAGAAAAGGCGGCGAGACAGGCUUCUUUGAACAAGCCGCUAAAGUCAUAGACCAGCUUAAAUGGGAAAGCUUGGAGCAACGUGGGGGAGUCAACGAUGAAGCAACCAAAGUAGUGCAACAACCCAAGGAGGAAAACAGAAUAAAAGGCGGAGGCAUCCACAGCUUGCAGCAGCUAGGGGAGCAACAGAGGAAAAGAAACGAAAUUGUCCUUUCUCUGUCUCUCGAAGAUUUGGAACAACUCAUGUACAAGGCCCAAGAUCUAAUCAAAAUUGGCUCCAGCUUUGGCUCCUUGGUCAAGAAACAGAAUAAGGUACCUAAAAUUGGGCAGAUAUCACCUUUGCCGCUUAACAAAUCGUCCUCCUUGUAUAUUGAAGAGCUUGCUCGACACCUUUGUGAGUAUCUUCUUAACACUGAGCUAACCAAGACCACAUCGAUGAUCACAGUUCAUGACACUUUUGCAUCGUACAACCGCUAUAGAUUAUACACACACGGAUUUGGUACUGACCUCAUCAGUACGUCCGAUUUUAACAAGUGCAUAGGAAUGUUCGAGACCCUCGAUCUUCCGAUAAAACUGAAAACUUACGCGAGACUGGGUCUCGUUGUUCUCACUCAGAGGCUGAUUCAGCUGCAGAAAGAUCUCCAUUGGACGAUUUUGGAAUUUCUUCUUGCACAGGACAACUUAUUCCACUACGAAAAAUAUAGGCUGGAAAUUGAAGGCUUUGAAGAUGAUUACCUAAAGGAGCAUCAUCAGGUGUAUCAUGGAUGCACGAUAACAGAAAUUGCGGAGCACUUUGGCUGGGCGCCAGCCGUGUGCUUAGAAGAAGUGGACCGCUGCAUCGAAGAAGAAUUAGUGGUUUAUGAUAAACAUAUUCUGGGGACUUUUUAUUUUGUCAACAAGUUCGAUGAGAAAUUGUGCAAUUUACUUAGACCCGAGGAAGAGUUGAAGAGGCAAGCUGAGCAAGACUGCUUGAAUGAGCAAAAACAGAUAUCGUCUAACCUCAAAACCCAAUACGAUAUGGAAGCAGGUCAAAUGCUUGUGAAUUUGAGAGAUAACUACGAUUUUGGGGAUAUCGCUUCCGAACAACUCGAAUCUCCAAAAAACAUCCCCGCUGAUAAGGACCUCAUUGGCGAUUUAGCCGACUUGAAAUUCUCUUAA
Messenger RNA from Candidozyma auris, 1926 nucleotides. It is a transcript of the gene VPS36, whose product is annotated as ESCRT-II subunit protein VPS36. Gene Ontology annotation, molecular function: ubiquitin binding; phosphatidylinositol-3-phosphate binding. NCBI's taxonomy places the organism in Eukaryota, Fungi, Ascomycota, Pichiomycetes, Serinales, Metschnikowiaceae. The coding region runs from base 1 to 1926 and encodes 641 amino acids. The record is from RefSeq and is a predicted model, not a curated record. The transcript has a single exon. Gene Ontology annotation, cellular component: ESCRT II complex; late endosome membrane. Gene Ontology annotation, biological process: protein transport to vacuole involved in ubiquitin-dependent protein catabolic process via the multivesicular body sorting pathway.